Otolemur garnettii (small-eared galago) is the source of this 1227-nucleotide messenger RNA. It is a transcript of the gene NPFFR2, whose product is annotated as neuropeptide FF receptor 2. The coding region runs from base 1 to 1227 and encodes 408 amino acids. Gene Ontology annotation, molecular function: peptide binding; opioid receptor binding; neuropeptide receptor activity. The record is from RefSeq and is a predicted model, not a curated record. Lineage: Eukaryota; Metazoa; Chordata; Mammalia; Primates; Galagidae. Gene Ontology annotation, biological process: regulation of MAPK cascade; regulation of adenylate cyclase activity; G protein-coupled receptor signaling pathway. Gene Ontology annotation, cellular component: membrane. The transcript has 3 exons.
AUGAAUGAGAAAUGGGAAUCAAACUCUUCAGAAAACUGGCUUCCCCCCUGGCGUGUCAAUGACACCUCGCACCCUCUGUCCUCGGACAUCAAUAUCACCUACGUGAACUAUUACCUUCACCAGCCUCCCGUGGCAGCAAUCUUCAUCAGCUCAUACUUUCUCAUCUUCUUCUUGUGCAUAGUGGGAAAUACCGUGGUUUGCUUUAUUGUGAUGAGGAACAAACACAUGCACACAGUCACCAAUCUCUUCAUUUUAAACCUGGCCAUAAGUGAUCUCCUAGUUGGCAUAUUCUGCAUGCCCAUCACACUGCUGGACAACAUCAUAGCAGGGUGGCCGUUUGGAAGUGCAAUGUGCAAGAUCAGUGGGCUGGUCCAGGGGGUGUCCGUCGCAGCCUCAGUCUUCACUCUGGUCGCAAUAGCCGUAGACAGGUUCCGGAGCGUGGUCUACCCUUUCAAAUCAAAGCUCACCCUGGAGACGGCGUGUGUGGUUCUCGGGAUCAUCUGGGUCCUGGCCGUGGCCAUCAUGUCUCCGUCUGCGGUGAUGCUACACGUGCAGGAGGCGAAGCUCUACCGAGUGAGGCUCGACGCGCACAACGGGACGGGCCCGGUGCACUGGUGCCGGGAAGCCUGGCCGCGCCCGGCCAUGCGCAGGGUCUACACCACCGUGCUGCUCGCCAGCGUCUACCUGGCCCCGCUGCUGCUCAUCGUGGCGCUGUACGGAGCCAUGGGGGUCGCGCUGUCCAGGCCCGCGCCGCAGGCCCAGGCCCGGGAGCGGCGGCCCGCGGCGUCCAGGCAGAAGCGGAGGGCGCUGAAGAUGCUCCUGGUGGUGGCGCUGCUCUUCGUGCUCUCCUGGCUGCCGCUGUGGACCCUGAUGAUGCUGUCGGACUACGCCGAGCUGUCCCCGCGCGCGCUGCGGCUCAUCAACGUCUACGUGUACCCGGUCGCGCACUGGCUGGCCUUCGGCAACAGCAGCGUCAACCCCAUCGUCUACGGCUUCUUCAACGCCAACUUCCGCCGCGGCUUCCGCGACGCCGUCCGGCUGCGGCUCUGCGGGCGGCGGGCGAGGCCGCGGGAAGCGCGCCCCCUGGGGGCGACAGGCGGCGUGGCCGCGGGCGCCGGGCGGCGGAACCCACGCCGAGAUUUGCUUCAUGGGACAAGCGCGGAAACCCCCAGCCAGGACUUAGAGAUGGAGGAAUUGAGGGAAGCCACCAACAGCGGGGAGACUUAA